AUGGAAACUAUUUUUCAGGAAUUCUCUGGAUAUAAUGGUACAUUAGUAAAGCCGUAUUACUGGCUCUAUCCAAACCACAAUUGUGUAAAAUGUCCGUAUCAUAUUAGAACAGGAGAAGACUCCCGAGUUACUUAUGGAGAGUUCUACGAGGCAUUUGGCUUUCCAUAUGGACCAACAAUGCCUGAAAAUAAGCACCUGAUAUUUUAUGAAAUAAAAGCUUUCAAUGGAGCCGUCAUUCAGAGAGGCCAGGCUACAAACUGCACUCAUUCUAACCUUCAUGCAGAGUCCAUGUUGUUUGAGAGUCAAGGAUAUCUAGACUCCUUCCUCCACCAGCAUAGCCAAGUCGGCUAUUUAACUCUUUACGCAAAUUUUACUCCCUGCAAUGAGUAUGGACAUUAUUGCAUCAGUAAAAUCUACGAUUUACUGAUCAGGUAUCCUGAUCUGCGCCUAGAUAUCUAUUUCUCGCAGUUCUACCAUGUUGCAGAAGAGUUUCCCACUUCUUUUUGGAACAAAGAAGCAUUAAAGAGUCUUGCUGGUCACUGGCCAAGAGUAACGCUGAAUCCAUUAAGCAAUGGAGUUUGGAAGACUGUUCUUUAUGCCUUUGUGAAAGAAGUUCCAGAGAACACCCUGUACCAACCCAUCUUGCCUGCCAGGGCUUCUGCUGACAGGUGUAAUGCCCACACCAUUCAUUUUAUCACUGGGAUUAAACCUUAUUUUGUUGAUGCUCCUCCAGUUCCUCAACAUCAAGAAACAAAAAGUCUUCCAGAGAGUCGAAGAGAUAAAAAAAAUCCUCCUUUUUUCCCGCUGCCCCAAAACAGCUUUUCCCCCCACUAUCCUAUGCUCGCAUCCCGCUUGCCCUUCAUGCCCGCAUCACAUGGUCCAAAAGAAGUUUCCUUAAAACCCAAACAUAUCGUCCGACAUCUAAACAUGCCGACGGGUAAAAGUGAAGAAAUGAAUCUGAGUAACGUGGUACCACAUGAAAGAAAGGUUAAUGAGGUUGUAAUCACUGAGCAAGUGGUAAAAGAGAAGAAUAAAGAAGCAAAGACACUCAGAAGGAAAGAAAAAACAGAUUCUGCGAAAAAAUCCAAGCGCUGA
Molecule: messenger RNA, 1095 nt
Organism: Bufo bufo (common toad)
Lineage: Eukaryota; Metazoa; Chordata; Amphibia; Anura; Bufonidae
Gene: APOBEC4
Product: apolipoprotein B mRNA editing enzyme catalytic polypeptide like 4
Exons: 1
Coding region: 1-1095 (364 amino acids)
Source: RefSeq, a predicted model, not a curated record